This is a messenger RNA of Eucalyptus grandis, 1693 nucleotides long. Its product is annotated as peroxisomal adenine nucleotide carrier 1. The transcript has 5 exons. Gene Ontology annotation, molecular function: ADP transmembrane transporter activity; ATP transmembrane transporter activity. Gene Ontology annotation, biological process: fatty acid beta-oxidation; ADP transport; transmembrane transport. The record is from RefSeq and is a predicted model, not a curated record. Lineage: Eukaryota; Viridiplantae; Streptophyta; Magnoliopsida; Myrtales; Myrtaceae. The coding region runs from base 269 to 1228 and encodes 319 amino acids. Gene Ontology annotation, cellular component: peroxisomal membrane.
CGAUCCAUCCUUCCCAUAUUUGCUAGAGCGCUAUUUCCAAACCAGCGGAAUCGUCUCUGUGUUCGGCGGGUGUCUCGUCUCCGUCGUUUUCCACAUUCUCGACGUCGACAAUUUCGUUCCCACUUCUCCUUCUUCUUCGCCGUCCUCGUUAUAAAUUGAAUCUCUCUCUCUCUCUCUAUAUAUCUCUUUCUCUUUCACUCUCUUCUUAUUGUCGCUGUGUAUGUGAUGCGCGCGGGCGCUGGUGCGGGGAGGUGAUCUCGUCGGAAGCAUGGGCGUGGAUCUGGAGUCGCUGGCGGAGGCGACGUCGGGGGCGGUGGGGUCGCUGCUGAGCACCACCAUCCUGUACCCGCUCGACACCUGCAAGACUAAGUACCAGGCCGAGGGCCAAGCCCACGGUCAACAGAGAUACAGGCAUCUGUCAGAUGUUCUCUGGGAGGCAAUAUCCAAUGGCCAAGUGCUCUCACUAUACCAAGGCUUAGGGACCAAAAACCUGCAAUCUUUCAUUGCUCAGUUUGUUUACUUCUAUGGAUACAGCAACUUUAAAAGAUUAUACCUAAAAAGGACUGGUUAUAAGUCAGUUGGAACAUCAGCUAAUUUGGUUCUGGCUGCUGCAGCUGGUGCUUGCACUGCCAUUAUUACUCAGCCCCUGGAUACAGCCGCUGCCAGGAUGCAAACUAGUGCCUUUGGGAAAUCCAAGGGCCUUUGGCAGACCCUUACUGAGGGUGAUUGGACUCAUGCGUUUGAUGGUCUUGGGAUCUCCCUUUUGCUGACUUCUAACCCUGCGAUUCAGUACACAGUCUUUGAUCAGCUCAAGCUAAGACUCUUGAAAGGAAAACAGAAUAAAACAGACAAGGGUUCAUCACCUGAAUCACUUUCUGCAUUCUCAGCUUUUGCCUUGGGUGCGCUUUCGAAGAGCAUCGCCACUAUUUUGACUUAUCCCGCAAUAAGGUGUAAGGUCAUGAUUCAAGCUGUCGAUUCUAGUGAAAAUGGAACAGAAACAGCUAAGAAGAAACCUCGCAAAACAAUUCCUGGAAUCAUGCUCGCCAUAUGGAAUAGAGAAGGCUUUCUGGGUUUUUUCAAGGGAUUGCGAGCUCAAAUUUUGAAGACCGUGUUGAGCUCUGCUUUGCUUUUAAUGAUUAAGGAAAAGAUUAGUGCAACCACAUGGGUUCUUAUGCUUGCAUUAAGGAGAUCUCUGCUGCUCACGAGGGGCGGACUAAAAAGUGCUUGAGAGGGAAUGGAUAACUUGGAAUACUGAUGGACCUAUGUAAAAUAAUGUUGUAGGCAGGGAACCUAUAAAGCCUUAUUCAGAACUGCAUUUGCGGAGACUGUCACAGGUGAUGAUGGAAUCAUCUUCUUGUGGAGUAGCCAGAGUCGGGACUCUCCAUAUAUUGGGGAAGAAUACAAGCAGACUGCGGUUUCAUCUGAAGAACUCUGAAAUCACGAGGAAUAAGAAUAUGCUGAUCAUGAUCUUGCCGCUAAUAAAGCAUAUGCCUUGCCAAACGUUGGCAUUGUGAUGGUGAACUUGUGACUUGUGAGGUUAUCAUUAUUUUUUAAUGUGGUUUUUGUCCCUUGAAAGGACAAAUUAAUUGCUCUUGUAGAAGUUGUUUAGAUACUUGUGUUCAUAAUAGUUUCUGUCUGUGUUGGAUUUUGAAUUUCCUCAGCGAAGGCAGUUUAGUAGAUAUUCGUCUUGACU